AUGGCAACGGAAAAUCACGUUAAGCAAGCUCCCUCCAAUGGCGAGCCAUUGGAGAAGGACUUCUCCAACACCUAUUACCUGGGCGACAACAUGGAUCAGGGCGAGGCGAUGAAGAGGAUUCAUACUGCAGGCAGCAUUUCGAUCUCGCCUGAGCUCUUCGAGAAAAUCUAUCUCUCCCCUAAGAAUGCGGUAAAGGGUGAUCUACGGAAGACAUUUGGUAACCCCACGCCUAUCGCUCUUGUUGGCUUCCUCCUCUGUUUAUCUCCGCUCUGCUGUGACCUAAUGGGCUGGCGAGGAGCAGGCGGUAAUGGCGCCGCUGGAAUUGCUUCAUACAUGUUCUUCGGCGGUAUCACGAUGUUUCUAGGCGGUCUUCUAGAAUUCUUCCUUGGCAACACAUUCCCCUCUGUAGUCUUUUGCUCCUUCGGCGCGUUUUGGCUCACCUUUGGCGGCACUCUACAACCAAGCUUCUACGCCUACGCGCUAUACGCUCCCGAGGGCCAGCCCGCCUCAGCAGGUAUGGCAACCGUUGGCUUCCUCUCAUCCUUCGCCUUCUUCCUGCUCUUCAUGGGUGUUCUCUGCUUGGUCUUCCUCAUCUGCUCCCUACGAACCAAUGUCGUCUUUGUGGUCAUCUUCUUCACCCUGGUCAUCGCAUUCGGCCUCCUUGCCGGCGCUUAUUGGCAAAACGCAAACUCCAUUAUGUACGAGGAUCCAAGUGCUGCCGCGCUGGCAGGACGGCUACAAGUCACCGCGGGCGCUAUUCUCUUUAUAACUGCUCUCUCAGGCUGGUGGAUCUUCUUUGCUAUCAUGCUUGCUGCUUUGGACUUCCCCUUCCAAAUCCCCGUUGGUGACCUAAGCACGGUCAUCAAGGGCUAUAGUGAGAGAAUGAAAGCUGUGGAGCACAUGGCCUAA
Messenger RNA from Venustampulla echinocandica, 909 nucleotides. RefSeq lists its product as uncharacterized. The record is from RefSeq and is a predicted model, not a curated record. The transcript is spliced from 3 exons. The coding region runs from base 1 to 909 and encodes 302 amino acids. Gene Ontology annotation, cellular component: plasma membrane. Lineage: Eukaryota; Fungi; Ascomycota; Leotiomycetes; Helotiales; Pleuroascaceae. Gene Ontology annotation, molecular function: acetate transmembrane transporter activity.